Heterostelium album PN500 is the source of this 1158-nucleotide messenger RNA. RefSeq names its product microtubule interacting and transport domain-containing protein. The coding region runs from base 1 to 1158 and encodes 385 amino acids. The record is from RefSeq and is a predicted model, not a curated record. Lineage: Eukaryota; Evosea; Eumycetozoa; Acytosteliales; Acytosteliaceae. The transcript is spliced from 6 exons.
AUGUCUGAUCAAGCCAUCUUAAAUUCAGUUCGUCAAGCAUUGGCAUUGGCGCGUAUCGGUGUCAAUGCAGACAAUCGCGGUGACUACACAGUUGCCAUCAGUAACUAUCGAGAAGCAUCGAAUCUUUUGAAUUCACCCGACGAUCUUUCAACUCUGAACGACGAGCACUAUCAAGCAAUGUUGGAAAAGUCAAAGCAAUAUCAAGCACGUGCCGAUGUCUUGGAAUCUUUAUUAAAUCAACAAAAUGGAGCAGCUGUCAGUUCACCGACCAAAGAGAACAUUGUGUUUGUCGAGGAGACAUUGUCGGGCGUGCCAACCGAUCCGGUGCCCGCUUUCGCAUCGUACAAACCAUUCUGGUUGAUGAGAGUACUCUCAAAGACGAUUACUACCGGUGCCUAUUUAACACCAAAAUUAUAUAUUCCAAAAUCAGUUUGGCAACAAACAGGAUGUAAAAUGUUAGCAAUUACAAUUAAAAUUCAAAGUUUAAUGGAAUUACAAGAAUCACUAUCAAAAUUAAAGGUUUAUGCUCGCGACGACAAUGCAUUGCCAUUUGAUAGAAAGAACAUCGAUGCCAUCUCCAAAGAGAUGGAUAAAGAAGAGAAAGGAUGGGCUGGUAAAGUUAAGAAACUCGGUACAUCGCUUGCAAAAGGUGCAGUAAGAUUAGCACCAUCUUCAAAAUUAGUUAUAAAUCUAUAUUGUGAUAGUACAAUGAAGAUCUAUUAUAUUUUAGUUUUAGUUAUUUUUAUAAAUGUAUCUCAAUCUGUUGAAUUGUGGAAGUACGAAGAGGAUAGAUGGAUGCUUUACGCCUACGAUAAUGAAGAUAGCAACUAUUUAAGAGUGAAAGUGGAUGUCAGUAAAGGAGAAACUAUGAGAUUUGCAAUGAUCUUCCCAGCAUCACAUACAUUAUUUAAAUAUACACUCGAUGUUAGAUCGGAUGAUUUGGAGGAAAAAAUAAACUAUGUAGAUAAUCUAGGUCAGCACUAUAAAGGAAACACUCCACAUAAAUUUGAAAAUUGUGGAAAUAACCAUUACGAAUUCAGAAUUAUCAAUAGAAAUAUCUUGUUUGAUGGUGAUUAUGUUUUCCAUAUGAAGAGAGAAGGUCAGUGCACUGAAAAAUCAACUCCUCAAAACCUUUUUUAUGUAUUGGAUUCAAAUUAA